CUGAGCGCGACCCGUCGCCUAAGAGGAAGCUCGAGGGGCCCUGCGAGGAGUGGGCGUGCACCUCGCCGGUCCGUGAGCGGAAAAACUCCGAGCGAAGGGACCGCGAGCUGGCCGGAAGAGAUUCAGGCUUUCUCCCUCCUACCUUCUCCACAAGGCAGUAAAUAAUUUGAUCUAAAGUUGCCAUUUAAAGAAGUUCAGAGCUGAAGGUGAACAUGGCAGAAGAAGAGGACUAUAUGUCUGAUUCCUUCAUUAAUGUGAAGUAAGUAAAUGUAUACCACAUGUAUUCAUGUUGUAUUAUGAUGAUAUAUGCUCUAUCUGAUUCACAAGAAAAAGAAAAGGAAACCAAAAGGAAAAUCAUAGUAUUACAGGAUAUCAACCCAUAUGUCUUUCUGCUUCCAAUGUUUUCUUUUAAAUUAUUUAUUAUUGGAUCCUAAUUUCUAAUCUACUCUGCAAUCUGCUUCUAUUUUAUGGGCAACCUCACCCCAUUCACAGUCACAGGUAUAAUUGCUAUGUUUCCCUCCAUCCUAUUCUGUUUAUUCUAUUCACUCUCUUUUUACCCCAUCCCUCCCUCAAAAGUCUAUUUUGCUUGUGACCAUUGCCUCCCUUUUGUCACCACCAUCCCCUUUUCUCUUAUCCCUUUUCCUUCACAAUUCCCUUUUGGGUAAGAUGGACUUCUAUAGUCAACUGAAUAGGUGUAUAUGUAUUUGUGUGUUUGUGCAUGUGUGUAUACACAUUUAUACACACCACCCCCUCUUUGAACCAACUCUGGGGAAAAAUACAGUUCAGAUGUUGUCCAUCACUCCUCUCCCAUUUUCUCCUCUAUUGUAAAAAUUCUUCGUUGUGAGAUAAUUUCCCUUCCUCCCAUGUAUCCUUCUUUCUCAUCCCUUCAUUUUUUUUAGGUCAUCCCAACAAAAUUAACUCAUACCCAUGCCCUCUGCCAAUAUAGACUUCUUCUAGUUGCUCUAAUAAUGAUAUAAUUCUUAAGAGUUGCAUGCCUCAUCUUCCCAUAUAGGAAUGUAAAUUUUAUAACAUCAAUGAAUCCUUUAAUUUCUCAUUCAUUUUUACCUUUUUAUGUUUGUACCAAGUUUUGUGUUUGAACAUCACAUUUUCUGCUUAGCUUUUCAUUAGAAAUGCUUGAAAGUCCUCUGUUUAAUUAAAUAUCCAUUUUUCCCCAGAAAGAUUAUACUUGGUUUUUCUGGAUGCAUUAGUCUUGGUUGUAAUCCUAGCUCAUUUGCCUUCUGGGAACAUCAUAUUUCAAGCCCUCUACCCUUUUAAUGUAGAAGCUACUAAAUCUUAUAUGAUCCUGACUGUUUCCAUGAUAUUUGAAUUGUUUCUUUCUGGCAGCCUUUAAUAUUUUCUCCUUGACCUUAGAGAUCAGGAAUUUCGGUUUAGCUCUACUUCUUACGAAGUUUGGAGUAUUCUUAAAAUUCUGUUUUGUUUAUCAACAUCCAACCUAAAUCUGCCUGUCUACCAUUUUUGUCUAUUAUUUUCUGCUCUGUCUUCUGGAACCAAGAAGAAAUCUAGUCUCUUCUUCAUGAUAGCCCGUCACACAUUUACUAUUUCAUUGAUUUAAAGUUAGAAGGGACCUCAGGGUGUCAUCCACCUAAAAUGUAGAGCCCAGAAUUAUUCAUAAUUCACUAGACAGGGAGACAAGAAACACAUCAGUUUUGAGAGAUUUUUAGUUUUGUUCAAACCUAUUGUUUUUAUAUCACAUUCAUGUUUAGCUACACUCUUUCCCAUCAAUUAAACCAACUCUUAUGACAAAAACAUUUAAGCAAAAGACUCCUUUAGAUCUCUAGAUCUAGUUCUGUACUUUCCCCUGAGUUUCAGUCCUAAUUUUCAGUUGCCUAUUGAAAUGGAUGUAUUAAAAUAAUGGGUAAAACCUAGUAAUUAUAACAAAAUAACAGUUUAUUUAAAGUAAGGGAAAAGGGAUGGGAAUAGGAAUGAUCUGAUCUUAAUCCAAAGUCAAAGUGCUAACUAUUAACUACUGAUUUCACUACCUAUAAGUCUAUCUCCUUGUAACUAUUUAAAUUAACCCUCCCUUAGUUAAUAUAUUAAAUUUGGUAACAGGAACAAGAGUCAAAGGAUGGUCUAUUGACAUUUCCUUUUAAGAGUCCUAUGGUUACCUCAGGCCUAAUCUGAAAUGACAUUUAUUCCCCUCAUUAUUCUGUCCCUGUCUCAGUUUCCCCUUCACUUUCAGUGUUAUCCCUUUCCCCAGUAAUCCAAGCUUAAAACUGUCAUGUCAUUUUUUUGACUCGUUCUGUUUUUAUAAUUGGGUCCAGCUUGUCACCAAUUACCAGUGAUUUUUCCUUUAAAAAUGUGUUACACCUCUUUCUUAUAACAUUUUAGGCCUCAUUUCCUAUUUCUUGCAUAUGAUUAUCAGGCAGUAAAUCAUUUAGUUGUAUAAAGUAAUUCUCCUAUGGCAUUAAAUUUAUAUCCUCCAUAUAAAGCUAAUAACUUUUCCUAUAUUAUUUACAUGAAAAUAAUACAUUAAAUCAUUUUAGAAUGCUAAGCAUUUCUAGAAACCAAACUUAAUGUACAUACUUGUUUUCAUAUAUGUUUUGUGGUAUUCUUUUUCUUUUUUUAAAAAGUUACUUGUUUUUAACACGUAUGUUUGGUAUUACUAAUGGAACAAUAAAUAAAUGGAUAAAGAUAAUGAGAAAUAAAUCAUAAAAUCCAUGUAAUAUGAAGUGUCAAAAAAAGCAAAGUUUGCAUGAAUUAUUAAUCAUAAUAUUGUUUAGAGAAGACAUCAGACCUGGAUUGCCCAUGUUGAGGCGAAUCAGAGAAGCUCAUCAAAAAGAAGAAAAGCAUCGGGAAGCAAAUCUGAAAAAUAGACAAAAGAGUUUAAGAGAAGAAGAAGAAGAAAGACGUGAAAAUGUUUUGAAGAAUGCUUUGGGUAGUGAAAAUAAGGGAUUUGCUUUGCUUCAAAAGAUGGGGUAUAAAAGUGGCCAGGCCCUUGGCAAGACUGGCAGUGGCAUUGUUGAACCCAUUCCUCUGAACAUAAAAACAGGAAGAAGUGGUAUUGGUCAUGAAACAUUAAUAAAACGUAAAGCAGAGGAAGAACUUGAAAAUAACCGAAGAAAAAUUCAUUUGAGAAACCAAUACGAAGAAAAAGCCACAGAUCAGUUUCGAUUACGACUCAAAAGUAAAAAAGAAGAACUUAAGUUGGAAGGUGAUCUUAAAAGAAGUCAGAAAGCGUGCCAUCAGUUAGACACACAGAAGGAUAUUCAAGUUCCCAAGGAACCAUGGUACUGGUUCAUGUCAGAAGAAGAGGAACAGGAAGAUGAAAAAGAGAAAGAACUGGAAGAAGAUGAAUAUGGUGAUGAAGAAUUAAGUGUACUGGAAAAAUUACAAAUACUGACAAAAUAUUUAAGAGAAGAGCACCUGUAUUGUAUUUGGUGUGGAACAACCUAUGAAGAUGAAGAAGAUUUAUCUUUGAACUGCCCUGGACCAACUUCUGCAGAUCAUGACUAAAAUUUUUCCUAAUAAAAGGGGACCUAGAAAAAUGUUUCCGUAAUACUUUAUAUGGUUAAACAUUUUAAAUUUCACCUAUUUAUUGAUGAGAGCUAUUAAGAAGAGACCAUAAAGUGUUUUCUUGCAUAAGUAGGGAAAUUGAAGCAUUCAUCAAUGUGUAAAAAUAAGAUGUUUUGUAAGAGCAAAAAAUACCAUAGAAAUCAACAAUUAGAGUUUAUAAACAUAUUGUAAUCAUGUGGGCAGCAAGCACUCUGUUCCAUCAAAGUUCUGAACAAUUUCAGUUCUUAGCUAUGAAUUUAGAACUAGGUAGUUAAGAAAUAUUAUUGGUAAAAUUGUAACUUUUGGUAAGCAAACUGAUUGGAGGUUUUAACUCAGACCACUAAAAUUGGAAAACUUAGCUGUCAUUAUUCAUUAUUCAUUACAGAAAAUCUUUCUUCAGCAACCUCUGAUAGGCUUCAUCCAAUUUGAAUACUUUUAGUGAUAUAGAGAGCUUUCUAUUGUUUUAUAGGUUUACUUUUUAUUAUUCACAUUGCUGCUUCCUUGUAACUUUCUCCUAUUAAUCUGUAUUCUGAAGCAACCAUCACAUGACUUCAAAUUCUUGAAGGAAACUAUUAAGUCUCCCUUUGGUCCUCUGUCUUCCAAGCUAAAUAUCCCAGUGUCUUUCAAUUGUUCCUUAUUUUGAUGUAAUUUUCUGAUUUUUUUAACCUUCCCUGAUAUAUUCUAGUUUGUUCAUUCUCAUAUCAAAAGACACUAUCCAAAUCAAUGAAAUACUCCAGUUGAGGCUCAACUAAGCAUUACAGAAAAUGGUAGUUUUAUUUCCUGUGAUGAAGACAUUAUAUUUCUGUAAAUGCAUUAUAAGGUCACAUUGGCCUUAUGUUUUGUCUUGUUGGAUUUAAAGUAGCAUUCUAGCCUUUCAUAUCAUCUUACUGUCUUUCUUCUCUCAAUAGUUCUGCUUGAUAUGCUCCAUUGAUUUAAUAAGUACAGUUUCUCUGUUUUGGGCUAAGUCUGAUAAAAUGUAGGAAAGGGUAGUGACACUAGAAACUAUCUUCCUUGUUGGUAGGGUCAUUUAUCAACCCUUUUAUAGUUGUUCAACAUCUAUAAAUUCAUCAAUACUUCAUCUUAUUCACAAAAGAAUAAGGAAGUUUAUAUUGUCUAUAAAUCAUCCAGGAAGGCAAGUACAUCUCCCAUUUUUCUCCACAAAGUUUAUCUCCCGUUUUUCUCCACAGUUUAUACUCCAUAUCCUUCACUUUCAUAACAGAGUAUGAGCUCCUUCUAUGGGAGAAGCUAUAUGUCAACAAUAGAAGAACAAAAUUAAUUUCUUAGUUAAUUUACCCUUGGAUACUGUGAUUCAUCAGGUUGCAAGUACUGUUUUUUUUUGUUUGUUUGUUUUUUGAGUUGCUACCUUAGAGCCUGACUCAGCUUGAUAAUUUGUUGUCACCAUAGCUUCUAUUUUAAACAAAUAUAACUAGUGAAAGCCUCAAGCAGAAAUACAAAUAGAGCACCUACUUCCUAAUUCGGCCCUGUCCAAAUUUCCUGAUCUAAAUAAGCUAUCAGUCAAAUUUUUCCACUACCACUCAAAAAGACUGCUGGGGAAAUUGUUGUUAAGCCUUUUUAGCCAGAUCUAGCUUCUUCCUCCUCACUCUUUACUUCUGCUAACUUAAAUUUUAAUAGCCCUUAGAAAAGUUUUAUCCUUUUAUACAGUUGAUAUACAAAUAACAUGUCAACCAGUCAAAGGUAAAAUUGAUAAUAUAUCACAUUUUAAAACCAUUUGUGAUUCCUUGAAUAUAAAUACACAUAAAGAAAAUUUUAAAUUUUA
Messenger RNA from Monodelphis domestica (gray short-tailed opossum), 5290 nucleotides. The record is from RefSeq and is a predicted model, not a curated record. NCBI's taxonomy places the organism in Eukaryota, Metazoa, Chordata, Mammalia, Didelphimorphia, Didelphidae.